CAUCAUAACCGAAAAGUUYAGCACAAGCCAAAGCUGUCAAACGAGAAAGAGGGUAUGCUGAUGUCGGGUUCGAAAUCGUACGCCGUUUGCAGAAAUGUUUGUCUCUUCGCGUUGUGGAGCGCCACCGCCUUUACAUCUGCUUUCGUUCCACAAAAUGUGUUGCUGGCACGACAACGUGGACACACGUUCUCUCGCAUUGAGGAACGGCUAGAAUCGCAGCGAGUUUCGGCGUCUACAUCCAUUGCAAUGGCGGAUGGUGACGAAAGCGAAUCCAAAAGUGAUCCGGCUACUCCCGAGGAAGGAUUCGUUCUGAGAAAAUCGAGGCUGGUGUGGCUGACGGGAUUCGAGGACCUGAGGGUAUACGACCACGGUGGAUUUGUGGAGGCGUUCACGAGAGCGAUUGGAAACGGUGAGACCAACGAGUUGAUCAUUCCGGUCUUUGCAAUCGAUCCAGAGGUUCAUCUUCGUUCGCAAUCUGCUUCGUCCCUAAAACGAUUGCACAAGUCCCUGACGGCUCUCGAAAAGGAAAUCGAGUCGCUGUCGCUACCGUCUCUACUGUCGAACCUGGUGGUGCGGAUGGGACCGGCGUCCACGAUUUUGCCCUCCCUGGCAAAAGAAACAAACGCAGUUGCCUGCCACGUCGUCGAAGACGAUGUUGUGAACAGCAUGAGAACCGCGCAGCAGUCGACUUGCACGGCCCUCGACGAAAUGGGCGUAGAGGUGCACCGCUGGUCGAAUCGGUUGAGACCCUCCGUACCCUGGUCCAGUGAGGAGAUGCCGAGUUUCUUUCCCGCCUAUUGCGAGAUUGCUGACGCCCUGCCGGUAGUGGCUCCGGAUAAUGGAAAGAUCAUCCAUGACAUMCGGGCGAAGAAUGCCGAAAUGGGAGGAGACUCUACAUUGAUACGGUCCGAAGGGAUACCAUCUGUUGGAGAGCUUCUCAGCAUUGCAGAAUCUGUCACACCCAGCACCGUACUAGAGGCAAGGUCGCAAAAGUAUGUAGAUACCACGGAGCCUUUCGAAACGGUUAUAACCGAGAAAUGGUCGACAGAACGGGGGGCGAAGAAGGCAUUGAAAGAAUACUGCCAAACCGGAAAUGACGAAUUCACAGACAAGUACUUCGUCGCAUCCGACGCUGCCAACAAAGGAUCCCAGAGCAAAAAGAGCCUGUACGCUAUGUCGAUCGCAAGGCUAUUGAAAUCGGCCCCUUCUGCAAAUGAGGCCUUGGCACUGAGAGAGGGACCAACCAGAACCUUUUCCUCCGCCUUGAAUCUUGGUGUGGUAAGUGCCCGGGAUGUUGUAGAUGCAGCAAGAAAUAGGUCCCCCGUGACCCCGCCAGUGUUGCUGUGGGAUUCCAAGAUCAAGAAGAAAAAUAUCGGCGACAACAACCGUGCCGGUUUGUCCCCGUCCGACAGUUCGCUUUGGGGCCGCAGCAGUGAAGGCAGCUUGUCAGAUGUCAUUGAGUGGAGGGAGUGGGUAAGUUAGAUAGCGGAAAGGACGCUCCUUGAACCGUUUUCUACGAAAGAAUUUUUUUAAAAGUGAAACAGAAAAUCACAAAUCGAUCCGCACAACACUAACUCCGUGGUUUCGUUGCUUUCAAUCAAAACUUUUUUUCUCCGCAGUUCCAUCUACUCGCAGAACGCUCGUUAGCGCUUCAGGAAAUCGAUCAACCGGCCACAUCGGGUGGUGAGAAGACCGGGAUGACGAACGAGAACAACAAGGACAAAGAUCCAGAUCCGCGUGAAAGUGGAACUGUCAAUUACUGGAGAUGGAAAGGGCAGCACCUUGUGAGAUACCUAACCUUUCCUGCCGGAAAGGACUACGACGCACAAGAUGAAGAGUCGCGUGAUCCAGCCAUACUAUUAGUUCAUGGUUUUGCAGCCUCGGCCGAGCAGUGGGAACGACUUGUCUACAGUCUCCGACAACAGAGAAUAGAAUCGACUGGUGGAAAAGAUACAACUCCACCCGUGUAUGCGGUGGAUCUUCUUGGGUUUGGUCACUCGGAGAAGCCGGGUCUAAGUUAUACACAAUACCUUUGGGAAUCGCAGAUUAUUGACUUCGCCACCGAGGUCAUGGAAGCCGUGCCCAUGGUCAUGGUGAGUACAUCUGUAUUCUGUUGUGUCUCUGCCUCAUGAAGAUGUAUUGCCGCAUCUGCAAAUACAUUGUACGUUCUUUCUUCCUUAACGGUUGCUUUCUUUUUUCUUGAUUUGGUGGCAACUGUGGCGAUGUAGGUGGGCAACUCGAUUGGCGGUGGACUUUCUGCGGGUGCGGCAGCGUCUCUGGGAAAAAAGAUUUGUCGAGGUUUGGUGUUGUUGAACACUGCAGGGCUCCUGCUUGACCCUGAUACAUACGAUGGAUACAAGAGCCCCGUCGACAGUGACACAGAUAUCUAUAUUGACUUCAGUUCUCACACUGAGGCAGCKAUCAACGGUAACCCGGAGGAGGUGUACAACACUGUACCGCUGUUUGGAAAUAAGGCUCUUGAUCUUUUUGGCUCAGCGAUUGUGGGAUUAAUUUAUCCGCAAAUCGAAGAAAGAUUAUCGCUAAUCUACGGAAACAGGAUAGAGAAUGCAGACCCUGCUGUUGUAUAUGCGAUACAGCAGUCAGCGCUGCACCCAGGUAGUUCCAAUGUGAUCGGUAGUGGACAAAAACUUGCGCCCAAUCGACCACUGAAUGAGGUAUUGAUGGGCGUUGGAGAAGAAGACGGAGAAAAGGGUUUCCCUACCUUGGUAGUUGUUGGACUAGAUGAUAGAGUGUCUUCUCCUGCGGCUGCUAAGAUCAGAGCUGAAACGUUUUCUAGGUUAGAAAGGUUGAAUCCGGAUACAGUAACGCUCGAGAAGAUUGCCGACGCAGGACACUGUCCCCACGACGAGGCUCCAGACAAGAUUGCAAAUGCAAUGCUGAAAUGGUUCGCUUCUUCAUCGUACUCUGGUGAAUCCAUUGCAGAAACACAAAUGGAAAAAGAAUGCUGACCACGGAGAAGUAAACGAGCGAGCCAACAAUCCUAUUCUGGGUAGAUUGAAAUAAUGUUAUUCCAUGCCA
Pseudo-nitzschia multistriata is the source of this 3039-nucleotide messenger RNA. The record is from the annotation of a GenBank genome assembly. NCBI's taxonomy places the organism in Eukaryota, Bacillariophyta, Bacillariophyceae, Bacillariales, Bacillariaceae.